AUGCCAGUGUGUUCUACAAUUCACUUAUCAUGUACGCUGACACAAAUUUUGUUCACGACUUCUAGUAUCAGUACAAGGCUUUAAAACACGCAGCGUCACGCAGCAUCACGCAGCGUCACAAGGUAUCACAGAGUAUCACAAGGUAUCACUGCGUAUCACAAGGUAUCACUGCGUAUCACAAGGUAUCACUGCGUAUCACAAGGUAUCACAGAGUAUCACAAGGUAUCACAGAGUAUCACAAGGUAUCACAAGGUAUCACAAGGUAUCACAAGGUAUCACAAGGUAUCACAGAGUAUCACAAGGUAUCACAGAGUAUCACAAGGUAUCACAGAGUAUCACAAGGUAUCACAGAGUAUCACAAGGUAUCACAGGGUAUCACAAGGUAUCACAGAGUAUCACAAGGUAUCACAGGGUAUCACAAGGUAUCACAGAGUAUCACAAGGUAUCACAGAGUAUCACAAGGUAUCACAGAGUAUCACAAGGUAUCACAGAGUAUCACAAGGUAUCACAGAGUAUCACAAGGUAUCACAGAGUAUCACAAGGUAUCACAGAGUAUCACAAGGUAUCACAGAGUAUCACAAGGUAUCACAGAGUAUCACAAGGUAUCACAGAGUAUCACAAGGUAUCACAGAGUAUCACAAGGUAUCACAGAGUAUCACAAGGUAUCACAGAGUAUCACAAGGUAUCACAGAGUAUCACAAGGUAUCACAGGGUAUCACAAGGUAUCACAGAGUAUCACAAGGUAUCACAGGGUAUCACAAGGUAUCACAGCGUAUCACAAGGUAUCACAGAGUAUCACAAGGUAUCACAGAGUAUCACAAGGUAUCACAGAGUAUCACAAGGUAUCACAAGGUAUCACAAGGUAUCACAGAGUAUCACAAGGUAUCACAGGGUAUCACCGAGCAUCACAAGGUAUCACAGAGCAUCACAAGGUAUCACAGAGUAUCACAAAGUAUCACAAAGUAUCACAGAGUAUCACAAAGUAUCACAAGGUAUCACAAGGCAUCACAAGGCAUCACAAGGCAUCACAGAGUAUCACAAAGUAUCACAGAGUAUCACAAGGUAUCACAAAGUAUCACAAAGUAUCACAAGGUAUCACAAAGUAUCACAAAGUAUCACAAGGUAUCACAAAGUAUCACAAAGUAUCACAAAGUAUCACAAAGUAUCACAAAGUAUCACAAGGUAUCACAAGGUAUCACAAAGUAUCACAAGGUAUCACAAAGUAUCACAAAGUAUCACAAGGCAUCACAAGGUAUCACAAGGUAUCACAAAGUAUCACAAGGUAUCACAGAGUAUCACAAGGAAUCUCAAGGCAUCACAAAGUAUCACAAGGCAUCACAAAGUAUAGGAUGA
Messenger RNA from Porites evermanni, 1353 nucleotides. NCBI's taxonomy places the organism in Eukaryota, Metazoa, Cnidaria, Anthozoa, Scleractinia, Poritidae. The record is from the annotation of a GenBank genome assembly.